This is a messenger RNA of Vitis riparia (riverbank grape), 1767 nucleotides long. Its product is annotated as MDIS1-interacting receptor like kinase 2-like. The transcript is spliced from 3 exons. Gene Ontology annotation, biological process: protein phosphorylation. NCBI's taxonomy places the organism in Eukaryota, Viridiplantae, Streptophyta, Magnoliopsida, Vitales, Vitaceae. Bases 668 to 1615 code for a protein of 315 amino acids. The record is from RefSeq and is a predicted model, not a curated record. Gene Ontology annotation, molecular function: protein kinase activity; ATP binding.
GUCAUCAGUUCAUGUCUCUUCUACAUCUACUUCUACUCCUACUACUUCUCCUUUGAUUAUUGAGCAAGGAAAAGAAGCACUCACUCUUGUAACAUGGAAAUCCAACCUUCAUACUCAAUCACAAUAUUUCCUUUCUUCUUGGUCUGGAGCUUCCCCAUGCAAUCAUUGGCUUGGAGUUACUUGCCACAAGUCAGGAAGUGUCUCCAGUUUAAACCUUAAGAGUUGUGGUCUAAGAGGAGAGAUACCACAACAGCUCGGAGAAUUACAAAGCUUGGAAACAUUGAAUCUCUCCCAUAACAGCCUCUCGGGUACCAUCCCACCCACUUUUGAUGAUUUGCGAGGCCUGACAUCUAUAGAUAUAUCCUACAAUCAGUUGGAAGGUCCGCUACCCAACCUCAAAGUCUUUCGAGAUGCUCGAUUUGAGGCAUUAAGAAAUAACAAAGGUUUGUGCGGUAACAUCACUGGUCUCGAGGCAUGCAACACCGGCAGAAAGAAGGGGAACAAAUUUUUUAUUUUGAUUAUACUCCUUAUUUUGAGCAUUCUAUUGCUUUCAUUUAUUUCUUAUGGAAUUUAUUUUCUUCAUCGAAGGGUAAGGAGUAGAAAAAUUAAUUCUAGAGAAGUAGCAACUCAUCGAGAUUUAUUUGCAAUUUGGGGCCAUGAUGGGAAAAUGUUAUAUGAACACAUCAUUGAGGGGACUGAAGAUUUCAACUCAAAAAAUUGUAUUGGCACUGGAGGAUAUGGAACUGUUUACAAGGCCGAGUUGCCUACAGGUCAAGUUGUUGCUGUGAAAAAACUUCACUCAACACAAGAUGGAGAUAUGGCUGAUCUGAAAGCUUUCCAAAGUGAGAUUCAUGCUUUAGCAGGCAUACGGCAUCGCAACAUUGUCAAGCUUUAUGGCUUUUGUUCAUGUUCACAAAACUCAUUUUUGGUUUAUGAGUUCAUGGAAAAGGGAAGUUUGAGAAACAUUCUAAGGAACAAGGAAGAAGUAACAGAGUUUGAUUGGGUUUUGAGGCUAAAUGUUGUCAAAGGCAUGGCUGAAGCUUUAUCUUAUAUGCACCAUGAUUGCUCCCCUCCUUUAAUUCACCGAGACAUAUCGAGCAGCAAUGUUCUAUUAGAUUCAGAAUAUGUAGCUCAUGUAUCCGACUUCGGCACAGCUCGGCUUCUGAAGUCAGACUCAUCUAAUUGGACUUCAUUUGCAGGAACUUUUGGUUAUAUUGCUCCAGAACUUGCUUAUGGCUCCAAGGUGGACAGUAAAACAGAUGUUUAUAGCUUUGGAGUGGUAACAUUGGAAACAAUUUUGGGAAAGCAUCCUGGGGAACUCAUCUCAUCGCUCUUUUCAUCAGCGUCCUCGUCAUCCUCAUCACCAUCAACUGUUUAUCAUUUACUGUUGAAUGAAGAGAUAGACCAACGUCUCUCACCUCCUAUGAAUCAAGUGGCUGAGGAAGUAGUGGUUGCAGUGAAGUUAGCACUUUCAUGCUUGCAUUCUAAUCCCCAAUCUCGACCAACCAUGCGACAAGUUUGUCAAGCACUCUCAACACGGUGGCCGCCAUUGUCAAAACCAUUCUCCAUGAUUACUUUAGGCGAACUGCUUGGUCAUGGAGGUGAAACUACUUGAGGGUCUUCACUUAUCCUUGCAUAUAUAUUUGUUGUCAUGCAUUGUGUGCGCCUUGGAUUUUACUUUUCAUUGUCUCUGUAUUAUGUUUUCUUAUUUCAGUCAAGUAUAGUUUGCACAAAAAGGUUUUGCAUCUUGCUUUAUAAAUCAAUGCA